AUGACGCCAGCUCCGCUCAUCAAAUCCUCCUCUGUUUUUUCUGCACAACAACCACCCUAUGCGUUCACAGGUCCUUUCACAGAUGUAGUCACUACAAAUCUUAAACUACGAAAUCCAUCUGACAGAAAAGUAUGCUUUAAGGUAAAGACUACAGCACCUCGUCGAUACUGUGUGCGGCCAAAUAGUGGAAUUAUUGACCCAGGAACUUCAGUAACUGUAUCAGUUAUGUUACAGCCUUUUGACUAUGAUCCAAAUGAGAAGAGUAAACAUAAGUUUAUGGUACAGACGAUCUUUGCCCCUCCAAACAUUACAGAUAUGGAAGCAGUGUGGAAGGAUGCAAAAUCUGAGGAAUUAAUGGACUCCAAAUUGAGAUGUGUAUUUGAAAUGCCUAAUGAAAAUGAUAAGCUGAAUGAAAUAGAAACAAGUAAAUCUGCUCCAAUACUGAAUACAACAAAACAAGAUGGUCCAGUGCCAAAAUCACAUAGUGUUUCACUUAAUGACACUGAAACAAGGAAGCUAAUGGAAGAAUGCAAAAGACUUCAGGCAGAUGUGGUGAAACUAUCAGAGGAAAAUAGACAUCUGAGAGAUGAAGGCUUGAGGCUGAGAAAGGUGGCACACUCAGAUAAACCUGGACCGUCAGGCUUGGCCCUCCGAGAUAAUGGCUCCAACCCUCUUCCCUCACUCCUUGUUGUAAUUGCAGCCAUUUUCAUUGGAUUCUUUUUAGGGAAAUUCAUCUUGUAGAAAGGGAGAGAGAAGAGAGAGAAGCAUGCAGAAUGCAGCUUCCUUUUUUUUUUUUCUUGGCCAGAAAAAAAAUUAUUUACCUACCACUUCAUUGGUAGUAUGGCCAAAGUGACCAUUUUUGUGUACAGCAUCAUACAGGCUUUGCCUCUAAUGAUCUUGCACGGUUAGACAACACAAUAAAAAGACAAACUGUUCGGCUGCUGGACAAAAUUGUAUAUUAAUUCAUUAAUAGCAGGUGUCAGUUGCACAUUCAGUCCUUUAUGAAAAGUCAUAAAUAAAGAAUUGUUCUUUCUUUUUGUGGUUUUAAUAAGAGUUAAAAUUGUUCAGUCUUGUAAAUGUUAUUUUAAUAAUCCUUUUCAAAUUUUAUCUGUUAUUCUUGCCUCUUGGAAAGAAUGAUUAUUAGAAUGCUAAUUCGCUUGUUCAGGAAAAUGAUGAGGCAUUCUGUGGGGAAAUGUUUCUCUUAGUGUAUACAUUUUCUCCUUCACCUUACUUUGCUAAUAUCAUGGCAGAAUUUCUUACCCUUGUGAGGUGGUUGUGGAAGAAAAAAAAAACAUCCUGACAGCCCUGUCCCAUGGUAUUUAACAAACAAAAUAAUAAAACUGUUAACAGACUUCCUAAUGGGUAGCUUGUUUCUGUGAAUUGUUCCUUUAGAAAGAUUUUACAACAUGUGCUAUACACAGCCUGCUUCUUGUCACAGAUUUAUAUUGUUCACUAGUUGUGGCUUGGACUGGUGCCAGUGAAGCUUCAGAAGAAAUGUAGCAGUUUCCAUAUUGUGCAGCAGCAGCUGUAAAAUUACCUGGCUUUUUAGAAAAUGAAAGGUCAGAAUUCAAUUUGGUUUGGGACAUGGGACACAUAUUUUAAAUUACUUUUUAGAAAUAGUAUUUGGGUUUUCAGGUACUUCUGUUGCAUCACUGAUAUUCCUUUAAAUUUAUGGCAUCAAUUGCAUCCUGAUUUUUCAUUCCUUAUUAGGCCAAGUGUUCCAUAAAAGAACAUUCCCUGUAAUGUUUCCAAAUAGUCCAAAGUUAAUACUGAUUGAGAAAAUGUUGAUCAUUUAGUUUUGUGAAGAAAUUAAGCUUUGUUCAGCAAAUGUCUUGGCACAGCUGCCUGUUAGCUAUGCAUAUUUUCUGUACUCUAUAAAAUUCAUUUUAUUUGGUCUGAAUAUCUUUUCUGCACUUAAUCUUGUGGUUUAAUUUCUGGUCUUCAUGUCAUUAAAUAGAUGAUUUUGAAAGCACAAUACAGCUAUUCUAAAGUAAUCCAUCAUAAGGAAGUAUUUGAAAUUGAUAUUUUGGAAGGCUUAUACUUGUAAGCAGAAUUUUGUAUGUACUUGGAUAUAAUGAAGCUGUGCUAGAUUUUACAUAGCUGAGAACUGUUCUAGGAAAAAUAUACAUCUUCUUGGUUGCCUUUGAUUUUUAAUGCUUUUUUAAAUGGAAGAUCUACUUAUAUCAUGUACCAUCACUAUUCUCUUUGGUAAACUUUUAUAAACACCUUGCAAUUUACAAAGAAGAUGACGAACAAAUCACUGCCUGAUGUUUCACUUAAAAGCAUGCAAAUACAGACAGUUCCUCUUUGUGUUUUCUGGUAUCUGCAUUCAAGAGUUCUUUGACUGGUGGCUUGAAGAAGUGUGCUCCUAUCUGGUUCUCACUUAAUUGGUUCUAAAACCAAUAGUACUGUUCAUACUGUGUUGUAUAACUGGUACAUCAGAAGAAAGCAUUUAUUCCUUAAAGGAAAUUGAUCACUAGAAGAUUACAAGGAAGAAGACUUAUAUACAGGCUAUAACUUCUAGAUUCAUUUUGAUAUUUCUGUGGAAGAGGAAAGCUUCAAAGAUAUGUUUGCUGUUAGAGUAAUAGAUACAAGGGUUUGUACUGAUUAAAUACUUUAGAAUUUAUCAGCCUGAACUUAGAAUUUAUUACAGAUAGCCUGAACUGUAUAGAAACAUAGUGUGGGGAAGUACUCUAACCUGGGCAUGAUCUUUUGCCACCAAAAACAACAACAACAACAACAGCAUCAUUCUGCAGCUUAUCAUCUGAUGAUUAUAAGUAUAGAAUUAGGGGCCGAGUUGGGCUACUUAGCAGGGCAAAACUUUCAAAGAUAAAUACUGUGGAACAAUUCAAGGGGAAUUUGGGCACCAUAAUUAGUGUAAGUACAGUGAGGAACUCCUGCUUAUGUGGAUGCGCUUCUAGUUUCUAAUAAUCCUUUCAUAACUGUAUAUGAAAUGUAAUGCUGAACUAUUUCGCUCUCAGGAGUGAUUUUGGAUGAUAUCAACUGUAUUUAGUGAAAUUAUGUAAUAUGGAUUAAAUUGUCUGUUCCUGAAAUGGUUAGAACUUUGCCUGCUUGCUUGUGUACAUCAGUGUGAGGAACAUUUGUUCCUGUUAAUAAGUGCUUCCAUCUGAAAGUGCAGUCUGUUCACAACAGUAGAUCUCACGUAUAGUGAAUUGUUGGCUCCUGCAGCUUGUGUGAUGCAAGCCUUAUAUUUAAGGUUGGCAACUAUGCUUAUGGCAAGAAGUUAUGACCGAAAACAAAAUUAUUUAAAACGCAUGAAAUGUUUUUCUUCUGCUUCUUAUAUAAAGGGAGAAAGAAGCUCUGCCCAAAAUCUGCUUAAUUGAUUUCAAAGAAAAAAUUAUGUUUAAGUAAAACUAAAAUGAGUUUUCCAGUGAAUUUCUUGGUGCAGAAAGUCUUUUGUGCAUUCAGGUGUUGAUAUUGGGAAAGUAACACCACCUUAUAUUUUAUGAACUGAGUGAUAAUUCACAAAACAUGCAAAGGAGUUAUGGUACCCAUUGUUUUUUGUAACUCAGCAUUGAUAGUAUUUCUGUUGCGUUCAGUGUGAAAUUUAUAAAACAAAUUAAAACUUGGUAUUCAUAACAAUUGAUGGGAAGCUGGCAACUACAUGCCCACAAAUUGUUUUGAUUACAAUUCCUGUACAUCCAGCAGACCUGCACCAAGACCAGGGAUUAUAGGAUAAAUGUAAUGCAGAAAAUUUGGAGGGUGCCCAUUAGUUCUUAGUAACAAUAAAAAAAACUUCAACGUAGCCUGCUGUGCAAUCAAGUGCAUAAAAAAUAGAUUGGAUUUUGAAUAUCACCAUGUUCAGCAAAUACUAGCUUGUUGGGAUAUCUUGAUAUAUGUGCUCAGAAUAAAUAUAUUUUGCAAAUCAGUAUGAUUGCCUAAGGAUAUGCAUAUUCUUAGCUAUCUGGGAAGAUACAUUUGUGGGUAAUUUGAGAGGUUUGAUUUUGUUCUUGACUCUCAGCAACUCCAUUCUUUGGUCUAACUUGAGAAUUUAUAAAUUAAAGAAUAAACCUAUUUCUCUGUAGAUUAUCUAAUGAUAUCUUAUUACACAUAUUUUUGCUGUAUUGGCUGCAAAAAGUGUAAACUGAUACACUAGGUGGCAGUCUGUUGCCCUUGUAAUAGUAGCAAUAUCUGUAAAGACCAAAGUUGUUACUAAGAGAUUAUUUUACAGUAGUUCUUGGGCAAGAAAUCUUUGAUUGGAAUUGCAAUCCUUUUCAUUUGUCUCUCUCUUUCUCUCUCUCUCUUUCAUGCACACCAGUGUUCACUGUAUGGUGGUCAAUUUCAGACAUUCUAAUAUAUAUAUAUCCAAAGCAUUAUAAUUUUUUCUAGGCAUAAUGAUUCCUCAUUCAACAUAUCAUAGAAUUCUGUAUUAGAAAACUUUUGUUUUUGCAUAAGGUCUGAUUUCAGAAACCUUAAGCUAGACAACUAUAUUUUCACUAUAGUACUUAAAUUUAACAUCAGACUAUACUGAACAUCUUGUUUGCUCUGCUGUAUUAAUAAUUUAUGUUGGAUACAAUUUUGAUGUAUCACAUCAUUUCAUACAUGCUCAUCUAAAAAUAAGCAUUCAAAUACGAAAAAUCAGUCAUAUUGGAUUUGAUUAAUCUAGCUGCUUAAAGUAAAGUUUCUCUGAAAAGUUCAAUAUAUUUAUUUUGGUAUUUGUCUUACUCUGCACUUUUCAGUUGAAUGUAAUAUUGUGCCAUUUCCCAAAUGUCGGCAUAUAAACCUUGGCGUUAUUCACAGUGGUUAGAUAAUUCAGGAGAAUGUUCUGAGAUUGAGCUGCUGCCUUGGUGAUCUUGAGUAUUUAUUCUUUUUAGAAGAUAUCAAAUUGUAGCUGUUUCCCUAAACCUAGAAAGGAUGUCUUAUGUGAUAUCUGUCCCUGAGGGCCCUCCCCCCCCCGUACAUCCCCUCAAAGCAAGCCUUUUUUCACUUUUCUUCCCUCUUGCUCCUUGCAAGAGCCAGUUUUUACCGCUCCUUUAGAAAUUCAGGUGUUGCACUUCAACAGAAGUAUGACACAUUCUAGUCCUGUUUACCUUCCAAGGCUAAUAAUGGUGUGUUUCACUUUGAUCUGAAGAACUAGAUUGUUCUCAUUCAUGCUUUUUUAUUACCAGCCAUUGAUUGUUAAGUGAUAAUAGUCUGUGCCCCUUUGUAUAUAUUAUAAAUCUCAAGGGGUCUCCAGGAAAGUUCCAAUUGAUGGGUUGAUUUCCUUUUUCAACCAACCAAUGUUUUCCUGAGCCUACUGAGACGACAGAGAUUUCCUUAAUGCAUUUAUCAGUCAUUCUGAAAGUGCUUUACAUGUGAGCUACCAAAAUAGAAAUUAUAUGAGUAAUAUCUGAGAUUAACUAAAAUUGUCUCUUUUUUGGGAAGCUUUCUGCUUUGCUUAUUUUUCUGUUAUUGCAACUGAACAUAAUUAAACAUCUAGAGUUGAUAAAAAUAACUUAAUUUGCAGUAUUAGAUUUAUUCUAUUAGCUUGGGUCUGAAGCUACUUGGGUAAAAGAAACCAGGCUCAGGGUUGCCUUUACUCAAACUGCAAGUUUGAAUGUUCUUCAACUCUCACAUGCAGAAAAAGGUCAAAUGAGGAUUGUGGGAUGGUGAGUGGCAAAUGGAUUGACGCAUGUGGUUUCAGCUUUCAGUGCUGUUCUUCUGAUCUGCUUUUCCUGUCAGUUGCUUUACUGCUUUGUGUUCUUAAUGCUAAUGAGAUCUGUAAAUUAUUGGGGAAAGAAAAAAUUAAACUGGAAAACGCUCACUUGAUUAUAAUGUACAGAAUUGUAUACCUCUUCAAUGUUUGUAAAUCUUUCCAAAUCUUAAAUUGCCAUUUUCUAAGUACAGAAAAAAGAUUCUGUAUCACAGUUCUAGUUUGCCUGUUGCCAUUUUCAUUUUCAUUAUUUUUAAAUCACCUUACAGGGGUGUCUGUAGGAAUGCAGUUAAAGCUAUUUUUAUGUGAUGCACAUAAGAAAAUGCAAUCCAUAAAAAUAGAUGCAGCGCACAUAAAAAACAGAACUUCAGUCACACCAUUGUGGCCACCAUCUUGACUCUUUUGACCACACUCUAUGGAUACCCCUGUCUCCUUUAAGUCAGAGUUGAGCAACUUUUUUUAUAUACCAAGGAGUUACAUGACCAGAAUAGGCAAAAUGAGUGUCCUAAGGACUCUGCAAGGCUUAAAAUACCAAUUUUGCCUAUUAUUUUAGUCUGUUAACUAAUGUUAGGGAUUCUGUGUUUAAUACUAAAUUGCUAAAUGUUUCAUACAAGCAACAAAAUAGAUUCAGUUACGUGAAUCACCUCCCAAAUGGUAAUGAAUCAUGUAGCAAAACUGUCAGUUGCUUCUUGACUUGGUCCUUUUACUAUAAACAAAUUACAAAUAUAGAAAAACUUCAAAAAAUGUGUUUGUUUAAGCAGUUGCUUGCUUGCCCAGAGCAGUGUACUGUUUGACUGAAGAUUGGUUUUUUUAAACGUCCUGAAGAUUGCAGCUUUUUGAGUUGUACAAUGGCAUUUUCAAAGCAUUUAAAAGAGAACAGCAGUUUUGACAUUUGCUUUGAGAACAACAAAACAAGAAUGUUUAUUUUUCCUAUUUUCUGUAUGGUACAAAGCAGUACAAAAAUGCUGGCUUUGAAAGUGCUGUUUUCAACCAGAUGAGACGUCGUCGUCAUCAGUAGUAGUACUAUACUGAUUUUUUGUAAUUGAAAGUUGGAUUGUAGAAAGCAUUGCCCUUAGAAUUGUCUGUAGUGUUUAACUAUAUAAAAUUUAAAAGAGAAGGGGAAAGUUGGUUGUAUCUUGAAAAAAUUAGUAUCACUCUGACAAUGUACCAGAUUUACUAGUUGGAAAACCCAUUUUAGUUUAAAACUUCUCUCCACUGGAAACUAGAGAGCAAAUUGUAAAAUUCAUUCACAUUUUCUGAUGCAACCUAAUUUGUGCACAGUAUUUUCUUUUGUGUAGCAUUACAUUCCUAAAUUAGAAGUUUAGGUGAAAUGAAUUGUUCAGUAAAGUGAAUAAUGUGCUUUCAUCAUGAGUUUUUGAAAAACCACAUGCCCAAACUAAAUUAGACCAGAGCCUGUUUUUUUAAACUGGCUUUCUCUUGGCAAUCUAGAUAUUAGUGGCAGUUUCAUCUAAUAGUUGGCUAGAUCGAAGGAUUUAUUUUUUCUUUAUUGAAAUAGUAAUUCCACAUUUUACUACAAUGUUUGGCUUUUUUAUUUUUCCUGACUGGUAAAUUGAUAAUUAAAGAUAAAUAUAAAAUAGUAAUUACUAUUCUGAAAUCUACAUCUAUCCAUCUUUUAGAGGCAAGAUGCUACCACUAGAUGGCAAUAUUUUAAUCCUUUUUGGAGGCACUCAAGCAUUUUUCUAUGUAGUUUUGGUCUCUAGUAGAGGCAUGCGCUAGUUAUUGUUUUACAUAAAUCAUCUUGCUAUAUUCAUUUCAAAAAUGCUUGCACCAUAUUGCUCUUUUAAUGCAUUACAGAAUAGCCAGUAUGCGUAGCAGUAGAUUAAUGAAUAUAAAACCUGGAUUUAUUUUAUAACUUUUGCAAAGCAUAGAUAAAUAUCUGAUUUGGGGAAAAUUAAACAGGUGGAAAUUUUAUAUAUCCCCUCUGAAAGAAUAUAAGAGCAAAAAGAAAGUGUUUGAAUGUUAGCUGCAAUGUCCUGCCAAGUUACUUGUGUGAGCAUGCCCUAUUUUAGAAGUAAAGGUAACUGAAUUUAGAUAAUUUAAUAUAGAUGAAUCAGAUAAAGCUAAUUUCCACCAGAAUUAAUUUAUAUGCACCAUUUUUAUAUAUGUGAAUCUGCUAAUUCACACUAGAACGUAGAAUAUGUUAGUUUCUUUUGCUUUUUUGUAAAACAGCAAAAUAUUUCACCCUGCAAUCUAACAGAACAAUCUUCACAGACUUGUACCCUUAAGAGGUUUUGGAACUCUAAUUCCUAGAGGAAUUUUGGGAGUUUCAAUCUCAACACAACUGGGUAGCAGCAGAUGAGACAGCCAUAGUUGACAAAAAAAUUUCAGUUAAAAAAAUUAUUCUUCUAGUAACUAGUUUCAUGUAUUAUUUAACAUAGUUAACACAGUUAACAAUUGCUCAAAUUUCCCAAGCACUUUAAAUUAGAAAAUGAACAAUUAUAAAAUGUUAGAAAAAUUGUAUCUUACAAUUCCUGGGCACAGAUGUAAAUAUGAAGCCACUUUAAAAUCCACUCCCAAAAAGCAGAACCAAAAAGCUUGAAUCCACCAACAGGCAGCAUGCUAAUCACACAGUCCAGCACUCUUUAGUGCAGAGGACUAUUCUAUUGGUUUUAAUAUGUUAUAGUUUUGCACACAUGUAACCCCCUUUGCCUGUCAAUAUCAGGAAAUAUAGCUGCUUACACUGCAAUUUUCAUUACUUAAAUGAAUGACCCUAGUAUAAAUGAACUCUCCUUUUCUGGAAAUUAAUAUGGGGCCAGGGUAUCAAUAAUGGAAACUUUCAUAUGAUAUUAACUUGAUUUUAAGAAUGUCCCUGUGGUUUCCAUACAUCUUGUGAAUGCUCAAUCAUGGGUUGCUUUUGUUUUCUCUUUCAUCUUAAUGGAAGCGUGUAAUUUCAUCUGCCCAUUCCCUUUGGUUUUAGUAAUUUUCUAAGCAAUUGGAAGGAAAUUAUUCAAGCCAAUACUAGUGUAAAUUUCAGUAGCAUGCCCAGGUACUAGGAGAAGAUGGAACUUUCAGAGCUCAGCCCCUUUAUUAGUAUUAAAAAGUAAAAUGCAUUAUAUGCUACAUUAUCUUAAAACAAGAUUCAGUUUAGAGACAUGUCAUAUCCCAUGGUCUUCCCUAUUAAAUAUAAAAGUGGAAGAGUUUUGCCAAUCAGUUCAGUGUGUAAGCUGAAAUUUUGAAAGAGGAAAUUGUGUCAAUAAACAUGCACCUAAAUCCUCAAAUUGCACAUGGGAGGUACAUGGAAGUGAACACAGUAUAAAGAGUCCUGAGUUGGAAGUUCAAGCACACUUAAAGUCUUAACUUCUAUUUCUCACAGUUAAAUUAAAACUAGACUGCUAC
Messenger RNA from Python bivittatus (Burmese python), 9010 nucleotides. The record is from RefSeq and is a predicted model, not a curated record. NCBI's taxonomy places the organism in Eukaryota, Metazoa, Chordata, Lepidosauria, Squamata, Pythonidae.